AUGACUUUUUCCUGCGCGGAUAGAUCGACGACGAUGUUUCCGGCGUUCAUUCCACACGGACGCCAACCGACAAUGGAGGCAACAACCAUAACGCCCAAUGAUGUGCUUUGUGGGAAAGACAAGACCUACGGACGGCACCCUGGCAACCAAGUUUUUCGUCAAUUGAUUGAAGCAUCAGCUCAUCGUUAUGGAACCGCUCAAUUGAAGCAAGAAAAGAUGGAUAUGACGCAAGAGAUUGUGCAAAAUAUGAAGGAGAUUUACCAUGCUCGGUUUCUCACCUUAAAAGGGGGCGAAUGGCAUGAAAUCUCCUUCGGUGCUGCACGAGACAAGGUCAGCCAUGCACUCCGUUUUGCGGCUAAGCAGUCUUCUCGCGAGAGCAGUCCAGUGAGUGGCGAUUCGAAUGUCAUUGUAAUUCCCUCUUCCUCUGUAUUCCCUCAGCCCGAUCGAGAUACAGUGACAACACAGUUCCCUGCAUUGUCUAACAUAGUUCAGCGGCAGCAAGAGCUUCUACGUCACCAGCAAGGGACAGACGAUCUUGCCGACUACCAUGAUAUCACACCGAUUGCUUUAAGUCGGAACUACAGUAAGACUGCUUCGGAAGAACAAAGCCACGCAUUUGACACUCUACGAAGUUCCGACAUGACUGAUUUGCUCGCAUCUUCAAUGGACGAAGACGAAUGGGAGAUUGUGAGAUCUAUGGCCCAAAGUUAGCAAAUGCAUUCAACUCAAGGCAGCGUCUCACGAUCCCAGCCGUCCCCACUUGUUCACUAUUGCAGAAAGCUCAUUCAAUUUCAGACUGAAAAGGCUUGUAAAAUAUUUUU
This is a messenger RNA of Phaeodactylum tricornutum CCAP 1055/1, 821 nucleotides long. RefSeq lists its product with no specific name. The record is from RefSeq and is a predicted model, not a curated record. Bases 1 to 711 code for a protein of 236 amino acids. NCBI's taxonomy places the organism in Eukaryota, Bacillariophyta, Bacillariophyceae, Surirellales, Neidiaceae. The transcript has a single exon.